UGAAUCAGUAUUUUGUGUGCAGUGUUUUUGGCCUGCUGCCUUACAUGGGCAAACCUCCCGACUCAGACGGCUGGAAUUUCAGCACGUGACGUCACUGCCUGCAAACUCUCCCACAAUUUUGGACCAAGAAGAAAGUUUGACUUUUUUUUUUCUCCCCCCUGUUUCUCACUUUUUUUUGCUGGGAUUUUUCAGCUUCCCUUUCCCCCCCCCACCCUCUGACGUUUCCUAGAAAGCGAGAUUUUAGUGUACUGCAGAGAGCUUCAACUGCCUUCCUGAAAUUCCUAUCACCCAAAGAGGAGAGAAGCUAAGGGUUUCCUGUGAGAGAAUAACUGUAAUCUCAGAGGGGAAAACAGGACUCAUUAAAUCUACUCAAGGUGUGUGAUCCUCUGGUUAAGACCAUCACAAGUAAACGUUUUUGGAACCAUGUGGACCCAAGCAAACGAGCAGACAGGCCAAAUAUCUGCCAGGAUGGAGACCACCCCGUCUUUUGGCAGUGCCAGCAUCUCCAUCUCGCAGCAGCAGGCGCCCAAGAAGUUUGCCCCCGUGGUCGCACCCAAACCGAAGUUCAACCCGUUCAAGCAGGGAGACGGRGCCCAGUCUGACUCUGCAGCGGACUACCCUCCCCCUCCGCCACCUGCCGAAGAGUCGACCGGUUACCCAUCACCGCCUGCUUCCUUCCCGCCACCGCCGCUGGACAACUCGUUGGAGUAUCAGAUUAAAGGACCUGAGAAGACCCUGGAAGAGAGGCGCUCCAGUCUGGAUGCAGAGAUCGACUCCCUCACCAGCAUCUUGGCAGACCUGGAGAGCAGCUCCCCCUACAAGCCACGGAGCGCACAGAAUGUUGCAUUGUCAGCGGGCUCCACCCCCAACGCUCCCGUGACCGGUUACAAGCGGAUGGUCAUUCCGAACCAGCCACCUCUAACUGCUACUAAGAAGUCCACUCCCAAACUUCAAACACCGGCGGGAGUCUCGACUGCCGCAUCACCUCCCCCUGUCAGCCCAGUCCCUAAGCCUCAGGGCCCCUUGGCUCCUCAGCCGGUUCCAGCUUCUUAUACCACAGCAUCCACCCCGAGCCAGCCCACCUUUAAUGUCCAGAUGAGGUCAGCCCAGCCCACCCCCCAACAUCAAGCUCCUGCUGGGCACCAUUUUGGCCAACAGCCAGUUCGCAGCCCCGGACAGGUGCAUUACAUGCCCGCCCAGCCGAAAGGUCCCAGUUUUGCUUAUGGACCACCCCAGCCUGGCUUUACCCCAAUGGGUCAUCAAGAGCAGCACCUUCCAGGAGGACCACAAGUGGGUGGAGGAACUUCCAGGAGACCAGAUCCAGUUCCAGUCCAAGCAUACCAGCCUCCAGGGCCCAAGAAAACCUACAUAACAGAUGUGCCUCCAAGCCUGGCUCCAUAUCCCUCUGGACAAGCUGUUCCACCAAAGGGUGGCGCUCCCAUGGCUCAUCCAGAAGAUGAGCUGGAACGCCUGACCAAGAAGAUGCUGUUUGACAUGGACAACCCUCCAUCUGAGGAGUAUUUUGGACGCUGUGCCAGCUGUGGGGAGAAUGUGGUUGGUGAAGGCACCGGCUGCACCGCCAUGGACCAGGUCUUCCAUGUGGACUGCUUUGUCUGCAUGACCUGCAGCACCAAGCUGCGUGGCAAGCCCUUCUAUGCCAUGGAGAAGAAGGCCUACUGUGAGCCUUGCUAUAUCAACACCCUGGAGACCUGCAACGUCUGCAGCAAACCCAUCAUGGAGCGCAUCCUGCGGGCGACAGGAAAGGCCUACCACCCUCACUGCUUCACCUGCGUGGUGUGUCGCCGCAGCCUGGACGGGAUCCCCUUCACCGUGGACGCCUCCAACCACAUCCACUGCAUUGAGGAUUUCCAUAAGAAGUUUGCUCCACGCUGCUGUGUGUGCUCUGAGCCCAUCAUGCCGGCACCGGGUCAGGAGGAGACCGUUCGCAUCGUGGCUCUGGACCGUGACUUCCAUGUUCUGUGUUACCGCUGUGAG
Molecule: messenger RNA, 1995 nt
Organism: Austrofundulus limnaeus
Lineage: Eukaryota; Metazoa; Chordata; Actinopteri; Cyprinodontiformes; Rivulidae
Gene: lpp
Product: LIM domain containing preferred translocation partner in lipoma
Biological process (GO): cell-cell adhesion
Cellular component (GO): focal adhesion; stress fiber
Source: RefSeq, a predicted model, not a curated record